AUGGAUUUUACUCAGAAGUUCUAUCAGACUUAUUUACAGAGUUUUGAAAGCACCAUUUGGUACAACUAUCCAAGAUUUAUGAGAUACCCGCCCACACUCAGAUACCCGCCGACACUCAGAUACCCGCCCACACUCAGAUACCCGCCCACACUCAGAUACCCGCCCACACUCAGAUACCCGCCCACACUCAGAUACCCGCCCACACUCAGAUACCCGCCCACACUCAGAUACCCGCCCACAUUCAGAUACCCGCCCACACUCAGAUACCCGCCCACAUUCAGAUACCCGCCCACACUCAGAUACCCAUCCACACUCAGAUACCCGCCGACACUCAAAUAUCUACCCACACUCAGAUACUCGCCCACACUCAGAUACCCGCCCACACUCAGAUACCCGCCCACACUCAGAUACCCAUCCACACUCAGAUACUCGCCCACACUCAGAUACCCAUCCACACUCAGAUACCCGCCCACACUCAGAUACCCGCCCACACUCAGAUACCCGCCCACACUCAGAUACCCGCCCACAUUCAGAUACCCGCCCACACUCAGAUACCCGCCCACACUCAGAUACCCAUCCACACUCAGAUACUCGCCCACACUCAGAUACUCAUCCACACUCAGAUACUCGCCCACACUCAGAUACCCAUCCACACUCAGAUACCCAUCCACACUCAAAUAUCUGCCCACACUCAGAUCUAUGGUGCCAAUAGAGUGGUUUAAGAACCCAGAUGAUCUUAUUAUUGAUAGGGAUAUAAUUGAUGUUUCUGGUCUGGAAUCAGUUCAAGCCGACAGGUAUAUGCAGGCCUGUGGGGUCUCUGAAGCCACGAUGUCCUACACCCCUGAGAUUCCUGACGGAAAUGGCUUUGCAGAG
Messenger RNA from Procambarus clarkii (red swamp crayfish), 873 nucleotides. Its product is annotated as adhesive plaque matrix protein-like. Lineage: Eukaryota; Metazoa; Arthropoda; Malacostraca; Decapoda; Cambaridae. The record is from RefSeq and is a predicted model, not a curated record.